GCUGCUCCGCCCGCCUAGGCCAAAAGGGAGGCGCCGCCCUCACAGGCCGUAAACACCGCUGGAAGGAAGGGAGGAAGGCAGGCAGGCAGUCUGAGCCAUGCUGGGCAAGGACUAUAUGCUGGCCAUUAUCCUGGUCAACUGCGACGAUAAUCUUUGGAAUGACCAGAAUCUGGAAGCAGAUCUUGAUCUUCCCCCAGGAUGGAGGAAAAUCCACGACUCCUCAGGGACCUACUAUUGGCAUGUGCCCACAGGCAUGACCCAGUGGCAACACCCAUCCUGCACUUCUGAUCAGGGACAGAGUGUGGAAGCAGCUUUACCAGAAACGAAUUCUCAGACUGCUACAAUGAGACAUGUGUCCAGGGAGCGACCCAUCCCAAGCCCCAUGGCAUCACUGCCCAGAAGAAGCACGUCAUUGACCUGGCAUGGAGAAGAGCAUCAUCAAACCAUCAAGGAGCCUGGUUCCAAGUGCUUUGUUGUGCGUUCAUUAGGCUGGGUGGAGAUCCCUGAGGAAGACCUGGCUCCUGGCAAAAGUAGCAUUGCAGUGAAUAAUUGCAUCCAACAACUCUCUCAGAACAAGUGUGACAAUUGGGAACCCGCUGACAGAUGGGGUGAGGGGCAAAACAUGGUCAUGAUCCUGAAGAAAGACACCAUGAGCCUGGUGGACCCUUUAGACCACAGCCUCAUCCACAGCCAGCCCAUCAUCAAUAUCCGUGUCUGGGGUGUGGGCUGCAACAAUGGCAGGGACAGGGAUUUUGCUUUCGUUGCCAGUGACAAGGACACGUGUAUGCUGAAGUGCCAUGUCUUCCACUGCAAUGUGCCUGCCAAGGCCAUUGCCAAAGCCCUGCAUGAAAUGUGCUCCAAGAUCAUGGCUGAGCGAACAGUGGCAAGUAAUUGCGUCAGUCGAUCUGUUACUCUUGAACCUCUCACUCCAGAUGCCUUAUCUCGGCAAGUUGACAUUCUGGAUGCUGUGGGAGAGUCUGUCCAGAAAUUUGAAGUUUUGUAUAUCGGCAGCUUACCAGUGACCAAAGCCAUGGGGAUGGAUGUGCUGAACAAUGCUAUUGAAGACCUGAUGAGCAGCCAGGAGCGUGAGCAGUGGGCUCCAUCAGUCAUCAGUAUUUCAGACUCUGUGAUGCAAGCAGACCAGACUGAGGACUUGGUGAAGAAAGAGGAGGAAGAGGAGGACACCUGCAUUUGGCAAUGCCAAGUCCGCUACGUGACUUUUAUUGGGAUUGGGAAAGAUGCUCACACAUUUGCCCUCAUCACUGACAUGGGGCAGCAACGUUUCCAGUGUACAGCAUUUUGGUGCGAACCAGAUGCCGUCAUCAUCUCAGAAGCAGUUCAAGCUGCAUGCAUGGUUCAGUAUCAGAAGUGCUUAGUGGCUUCAACAUCACGGAUGAAACCAAAAAUUGGCUCACGCUCCAUCCUGAAAAUGAAAAGGACAGUGUCAGUAGACUCACCAGUGUGCCCUUUUCCUGCCACAGGGCACUCUCUGCAAAAGAAUGGGAGCGGGGGCCCUGCACGCAAGAGGGGAGUGUUCUCUUUCUUCGAAGCAUUCCGUCAAAAGUAUUCCAUGCUGCAGACACCUUAGGACAAAAGAGACAGCAUGGAGGAGAUGGUGGGCCCCACGGGAUACUUAACAGCAGCCUUCUUCUGAUGUCCAGGCUCAGAAUAUAGAUAAUGCAACGUUGGCUAUUAUGUCUUUCACUGAAGCUAAAAAAGCCAACAGAUGCAAGCAAGACUAGCCCUUGGGGGAGGGCCCUGGCUGAUCCUGGACAUGCUAUGCAUAUUUCUUCUAGUCCCUUGCUAUAUAGAUAUUAUGAGGAAAAGGAGAGGUUGCUUUGGGGGAGAUGAAUGCCGCACGUGAAUGUUUGGGAAUGUUCCUUGGCAUGUGGGGCAGUGAGCAUCAAAUGCACCACACAGGCUUAAAAUCUGACUCCUUAACCCCUGAGGUUUGUGGAACACAGCAAAGCAGGCAUGAUAGCUUCUUGAGGCAGUAGCUGCACUUGAUUUUAUGUAGUUAAAGCUGUGGAUAUCUCUGGUCUUCUGUCCCCAGCUGUAGCAUGAAUGCUUGGCAUAUGAAAACCCAACUACAGACCCAGUGGAAAGAAGCAAUCUUUGCAGCUCCGAACAAGCACUUGUCUUAGUCUGAGGCAGCAAAUAUAUGCUUGUGGACAUCUGGGGUUAUCAGUCAUAAAUAAGAGAAGCAUUUCCCUUAAGGAAUGACAAUUUAUAUACUGUUGGUCCAUGCCUUGAGGCACAGAGACCAUCCCUCAUAUUCAUGAGAGACUACACUCCUCCUUCAUAAUAUAGAAUGGCAGAGCCCUACCUAUUGCAGAACACCUUUUUGUUGGCAAAAGCUGUGCCAAUCAUCUGGCUUCUGAAUAUGACUGAGUAGCAUGUGGCCAGGAGCGCUGUAAUCAGAGGUUGCCAACCACCCAGAUAUUGGGGAAGCAACUCUUCUGAAAUAAGCCAGUGGCCAUAAUUAAGCAUAGACACUAAGCAGAUGGUGCACACAGUGCCAGUGCCCACUAGCAAAAUGUCUGUAACAACAUGUGUUGCACCAGCACUCAUGAUUGUCCUUUAUAACAACACCAGCAUGCCUAGCCUGGCACUUGGAUUGGGAACCAUCCAUCCAGACCAUCGCCGUGUGUGGCCCAGUGCUGGUGAGCAGCUCCAACAAAUGAUAACACAUUUGUGAGAAAAGAAGUAGGAUAAGGAGAAUGUAAGCAUUUUCUGUGGAUUCCUUUUUAUUUUUUAAAAAAGUAUAUAAAUAAUGUUUCUUCAACAAUUGGUGAAAUGUCUUACUGAGUUUCACUUUAUUUGUGUUAGAAGUGGGUGCCGGAGGCUGGCGAGAGGGGAGGGAGUUCUCCAGAUACAUUCCCUUUGCAGUUUUCAGCCUAGUGUAACUCACUAAUCAUUACCCCUAGGUUAAGAUAGACUCAAGUCUACCUCAGUGAUACUUUAUAUCUGAUCAUUUGUGCAAAUAAAUUACUAAUAUAGAAGAAAGCUAGACUUGCUU
This is a messenger RNA of Sceloporus undulatus (fence lizard), 3019 nucleotides long. RefSeq names its product amyloid beta precursor protein binding family B member 3 (gene APBB3). Bases 98 to 1588 code for a protein of 496 amino acids. Gene Ontology annotation, biological process: regulation of DNA-templated transcription. The record is from RefSeq and is a predicted model, not a curated record. Gene Ontology annotation, cellular component: nucleus; cytoplasm. Lineage: Eukaryota; Metazoa; Chordata; Lepidosauria; Squamata; Phrynosomatidae. Gene Ontology annotation, molecular function: amyloid-beta binding; transcription factor binding. The transcript has 13 exons.